This is a messenger RNA of Papilio xuthus (Asian swallowtail), 1559 nucleotides long. Its product is annotated as translation initiation factor IF-2. Bases 255 to 671 code for a protein of 138 amino acids. The transcript is spliced from 3 exons. The record is from RefSeq and is a predicted model, not a curated record. NCBI's taxonomy places the organism in Eukaryota, Metazoa, Arthropoda, Insecta, Lepidoptera, Papilionidae.
AAAAAAAAAUGUGUUGGAAUUACUUCAGCCGAUGACUUACGACUUAAUUGUCAGUGAAUUUGUGUAAAAUUUUAUCUACAAAUUAUUGAAGUAAAUGUGUGAAGUGUUGUUUUUAAACCAACAAAUCCUUCCCUGUUAAUAUUUAUUACAAAGUGUAUAAAUCAUCAUCAUGAAAUGUUGAAUGAGUAACUUGGGAAUUUUAAAAACUCCAUUUUGUUAAGUAAAAUAAGGGAUUACUGUAUUCUUUGUUUCAGAUGAAAAUGACUUCCACUCCGUUCAGCGUUGGCCUGUCUGAUGACACGCGAGUGUCGAGCCGCGUGCUGCGCCCCCCCGGCGGCGGACACACCGACAUCUUCGGCUCCGAGCCCGAGCCUCUGCGCGUCGGACGUCGUCCUGGACCUAACGCUACAGUUCCAGCUCCGCCAAAAGUAGAGGCGGCAGCGGAGCCGGCCGCCGCCGCCAGCGCGCCCAGCCAGAACGGCAACUGCGCGCCGCCCGAGACGCCCGCCGUCACCCCCACGGAGACCCCCGCGCCCGUCGCGCCCGCAGCGCCCACCGCGCCCGUCGCCGAGCCCGCCAAGGCCGACGCCCCCCGACCGGCGGCUGCGAACCCGGAGCCCCCGCGGCGCGUGCGCGUGCCCCCCGGCGGGUUCUCCUCGGGGCUGUGGUAAGUGCGCGCCUCGCGUCUAGAUACAACAUCGCUGGGACCAGGUGUGUACAUUAGUUAGGGUAUUUUCAGUGUUGGAAGCUGCGAGCUGUCGACUUCUCUCUGCUCGAUACUUUGUCCGCUCUACGUCACGAUAGGCACGUUGGUUAUAUUGAAGGAUUCAAGUUAAGUUUGAUGUUUGUCAGGGAAGGGGCGAGGAUGGGGAGCGAUGUUGUAAGCGUUUAUGUUCUCAUUUUGUGUUAGUGUCGCGGAGGAACUCUGAUGUUCGAAGGAUAAGUUUCGCCGGUCCCAGGCCACUUUUCUCAGCGUGAUUUUGCUUUAGCCCAGUAUAGAGUUGGUUAUUUUAUUCCUCGCAAAGGCAAUUCGUUUUAAAUAUUUACUCUCGAUGUCUUUAAGUACUUUUUAUCGCAUACUAUAUAGGUUUUAUUUUAAUACCGAUCGUUGGUCACUGCUUGUGUGGAAUGGCGAAGCGAGCCAAAACUCUAGACUUAUUAGGUUUACUGUCACAUUUUUAAUAAUUAUAAUUAAGGCCAAAAAAAUUGGUAUUCUAUGUGUGAUAUUUGAUGUCGUCUUCGCGUAGUGCAUUUAUCAAAUAUCGUACAAAUUUGACUAAGAUUGAAUAUUGUUAUGAACAAAGAUUUGACGUGUGUUUGACGCAUCGAUAACACUUGAACUGUUUUAGCACUAAAUUGUUAAGUGAAUCCUGCACUUUGUGAGCUUUGUGUCGGCCCGGGGGUGCCUCUGAACUUGGAUGUACUUAAAUGUAAUUGUCGCAAAGUGUUAGCUGUUGUGUUGAUUUGAUAAAUGUUUUUGUAUAACUUGGCCGGCAAAUUACGCGAUGUAUAUUAUUAAUAAUAUUUUUAUAUGAACUACAAUAAAAUACAUUCAAUUU